AUGGUCAGAAACCAUGAAGAGGACGUGCCGGUCCCCGAAGACACCGACCUGUACCAGGUUCUCGGCAUUGACAACGACGCCCCUCCGGAGCAGAUCAAAUCUGCCUACCGGAAACUGGCCCUAAAACACCACCCUGACAAAGCCCCCUCCGACGCCAAAGAAGACGCGCACGAAAAGUUCCAACAGAUCGCCUUCGCAUACGCCAUCCUCUCCGACGAGAAGCGACGACGCCGGUACGACCUGACCGGGAACACAGCCGAGGCAGUGGAAGACGACGACGACUUCGACUGGGUGGAUUUCUACCGGGAGCAGUUCUCCGCCGCGGUGGACGUGGGGGCGCUCGACAAGCUCAAAGCGGAGUACCAGGGGUCAGCCGAGGAGGAAGGGGACAUUCUAGAGGCGUAUCGACAGUCCGAGGGAGACCUAGACCGGGUCUACGAGUCGGUGCUGCUGUGCAACGUGCUAGACGAUGAUGAGCGGUUCCGCGCUGUCAUCGACAAGGCGAUUGCCGAUGGGACGGUGUCUGGGUAUAAGAAGUACGUGGAGGAGUCGGAGAAGAAGCGGCAACUGCGGGUGAAGCGGGCGCAGAAGGAGGCGCGGGAAGCUGAGAAAUUAUCGCAGGAGCUGGACGAGAAGAAACGAUCCCAAGGAAAAAAGGGCAAGAGAAGCGCAGGGAAGAAGGGAGCUGGCAGUAUGGAUGAAUUGGCGGCGAUAAUCCAGCAGCGGCAGGUAUCUCGCGGGGUGGGCUUCUUGGAUCGAUUGGAGGAGCGAUAUGGGGGUGGGGGGACCAAACGGGGGGUGGACGAGCCUCCGGAGGAAGCGUUCCAGGCUAAUGCGGCUCGGAGUGCGAAGAAGAAGAAGGGUAGGGCGUGA
This is a messenger RNA of Aspergillus candidus, 873 nucleotides long. Its product is annotated as DnaJ domain protein. Lineage: Eukaryota; Fungi; Ascomycota; Eurotiomycetes; Eurotiales; Aspergillaceae. Gene Ontology annotation, molecular function: heat shock protein binding. Gene Ontology annotation, cellular component: nucleus; cytoplasm. The transcript is spliced from 2 exons. The record is from RefSeq and is a predicted model, not a curated record. The coding region runs from base 1 to 873 and encodes 290 amino acids.